AAUAAUGUAUAAUAUUCAUUGUAUGCUUAAUUGUCUUACACAUACACAAAAGCAGAUCUUCAAUCAGAUGUUUUAAAAAUCGAUAUACUGGCUAAAAGAAAAGAUGUGUAUUAUUUAAUAUAUCUUAAUUUAUUUCAUUAUUUGAGCAAUAUAUACUUUUACUCGUAUAUUAAAAUUGUUUUGUUUUUUUACACCAGUACAAUGUGUGUUUUACAUUGGAGGUGUGGACUAUCAACACACGCCCACUUUUUUCACACAUCAUUUUACAAGACACUAAGCCCUCGUCCCUAAGAGUAAAAUCACAGUAUUUCGGAAAACCAACGUGGUUGAAAAGACUUCGGCUUUCAAUUUUUUUGGGGGAAAAAAAUAAACUGUUCCGGAAAUAAAAAUGGCAGGAACCUCUAAUGGUAAGUUUAUAUAUAAGAAAUAUUCAAAAUACUGUUGUUUAAAGCAAUCGUUUUUUUUAAUAUUAUACAUGAUUAUUAAAUCAGACAUCGCUUAAAAGGCGAACUGCCCCUCUCUCUGCAGACACCAGGACUUCAGGCGAUAUGGGCUGAGAUUUUAGCGCUGAAUACUGACGGUAUGUUUUUUUGGUUUGUUAUAUGUAUAUAUAUAUAUAUAUAUAUGACAUGUUUUUAUUUAUACAUUACGGUAUUGUGUGAUGGGAUAUGUCAUAAUUUUCUUCUUUUAUUGUCACCAUUAGAGUUUAAAAAUCUUGCUGAAAAUCGUAGCUCACAAGAGUGUAUUAACGAGUCGUCUGCACCUCGGACAGUUCAUGAAGAUGCACCAUCAGCGUGUAUAAAUGUGUCGUCACCCCUGACGAGUAUUCAUGAAAACACAUUACCACUAGCGUCUAUGAGUGAAAUCGUCAGCCGUGUCGACGACAAACGGUCUACCGGUCUACUAGAGGUCUACACAACAAGUACACGCGCAGGAACGAGCAGACGUAAAAGGAAUAUUGUGCCGAGAGACCGUCGUGUCGGUGGUGUAAAGCAGAAAGUAGUCACCACUACAGCACAGGUUCAUGUGGAUGCUACAUCUGACGAAAUAAGCAUUAUACCAAAUACACCUGAACCAAAACGACCAAGAAAAUCACAAGGCCAGACUGACCCAAAUGUUGUUUCGAGUCAGGACGAUGUUGAAAAAUGGAACGACGAUAUGGUGAAUGUUUGGAAUGCUUCUGAGUUCUCAAACGAGAUCCCGGUUCACGCUGCCACCACCGUGCAAGAUUCGGAUUCUGAUACACUACCAUCCAACCAGGAGGCUUACAAAAACAAGCAAAACACAAAACCGGUGCCAGUUGUGGAUCAAUCAAACACGUAUGCAAAAGUUGCCACAAAUGACAUUCUGAAGUACAAGGAGCUUCUUUUACAGCUAUCAAAUGGAUUGAACAAUAUUGCAUCGCAGCAACAGAGAGAUAAACGGACCAUCGAGCUUUUCAUCGCAACUGCUACAAAGGAUUUAAAGCAGUUAAAACUUGAUGCAAAGGAACAUGCGGCCUUAGUUCGACGAUGUAUGGCUAAUCAUCAGAAAAUAAUGUACAAUCAACAGAAAAUAAUGAAUGAUCAACAGAUAUUAAUGAAUGAUAAUAAAUUGACUGUUCAAUUAUUGACAUUGCUGGUCAACACACGCAAACAACAAUCUCGGUAAGUUGUUUUUUUUCUUUUAAAUCGCAUGUCUUUUUUCUACAAUAUGUCUUAUGUGUAGUAUUAUGUUUUAGACGCUCAUUUUAGGGUUUCUAUAUACUUAGAUUUUUAGUAAUUGAUUUGAAUGAUUAGUUUUUGUAACUGAUUUACUUAUUGUACAACUAUUGGUAUAUUUUUUUUUUUUAACUACCAUAAAUAAAUUUGUGUUAAAAUGGCCACAAAACGUUGUCUGGAUUCAGAUGGUAAUGAACAAUAUCGUACAGUGAGAUUUAGAGGAGAUAGUAAUGAUGGUCACCACGACCAACAAAACACUACAGAAACAUUGCGUCAUUUAAUUCAAACGGUUGAGGAUAUGGAUAGACCUAGAUCUACGACUGAUGCGUUAAUAGAACUAUUAAAUUCAGUUCAAUCCAUGUCCGAUAAUCAGCCAGAACCAUCUUUUGAUCUGAAUGUGUUUUUGAGUUCUCCUCAGAACAGUGAUGUAUCUGAGGAUAAUCAACGAGAACUAUGUUUUGAUCCAGAUCAAUUUUUAAACAUGUCUCAGAACAUUGAUGCAUGUGAUGAAUGGUCUACUACUGAUUUUGAUAUGGAUCACUUUUUAAAUACAUCUCAGAGCAGUGUGUCUGAACAGAAUUCAAAAUCAGAUCAGGAUCAGAUUGUAUUAUCAUGUCAGACAGGUGAGGGGUCUGAUACACGUCCUUACCAAACAUUUAACCCCACCGCAGCAAACAUGGGUCUAAGUCAAGAUGAAAUUGAAACACUAGUGAGACAAGGCGGUAGUGUGCACAAGUACACUGUAAUACCUAGAGCGCGGUUUAACGGUCUGGAAAUACAUAGACGCAUAAACCUGCGGGAGAUAUCAUCCACAGAUUUAGCAGACUAUACAACAUUUUUACAUGAAUUGUUGUCUGAAAUAGUUUCAUUCUCCAGAUUAUUAGCCGGUGAUUCCGGUGUAAUAAACAUUACAUUGAGAGGGGAGAGUCUGACGUCUGAUGUUAAUACACUAUUGUCGCCUCGCAACAACUAUGAUUUAGACCUCUUUAUCAACCAGCUUGAAAAAAUAAUGCAAAGCAACUCUGAAGUACAGGCGGAUCAGGCGUUGGAUUUGUGUGUGUCAAUAGCGACAUGUAAAAAUGGCGGCGGUCGUCGGAAGAUACAAGAUCUAGCACAUGACGAAGUGAUUAGAAGGAACAAAAUGAAUUUGUUUUGCCCUACAAAUAUCACGAAUAAUCUGUGUUUUACAAUUUGCUUAGCACACUUUCUAAACCCUCAGAAGUCGCAUUCAGAACUUGAAGCAAUAGCAGCAAACAUGCAAACAACAGCCGGCCACAAAGUUCAGUACAAAAUAGCAUUUGAUGACAUAGCGAGAUUUGAACAGAUGCUGAAUAUCAAAAUUGUAACCUUUUAUCGUUCGAACACUGGGAUGUUGGAAAAGUAUACUACCACAGACAAGCCACAUUCCAAAACGGCAUAUUUAUACCUGCAUGACGGUCAUUACUUUUUGAUUAAAAACCUAACAGCAUUCAUAGGUACACCAUACGUUUGUGAGUAUUGUCAUGUAGGCUAUACAUGUAGACGAAAUCACAGAUGUGAAUAUGUGUGCGACGUUUGCAACUACCCAGACUGUCAUACCCAAACAAAACAAAUAAUACAGUGUAAUGACUGCUUGCGCUUCUGUAGAUCAAGGUACUGUUUUGAGAUGCAUAAACAACCUCCACCAGGACAACAGUUUGCACAAUGCGAUGUUACAAAAUAUUGUAAAAUGUGUAACAGGCGUUACUACAUCAGUGGAUCCAAACCCAAGCCACAUCGUUGUGAAGCUGAAUAUUGCGUCCACUGUGGUGAAAGUUUGGCUACUGGUGGAGAACAUGAAUGCUUUAUACAGCCAUACAAACCUAUGGAGCCGAGCGAUCGUUACAUUUUCUAUGAUUUUGAGACACGAUUUGAAAAUGGUAAACACGUUGCCAAUUUUGUGUGUGCGAUUACAUUUAACGGGGAAGAAUUUGUGGCUGAGGGAGUUGAUUGUGUGGAUCGUCUCAUUAAAAAAUUUAGACGACCCAAGUAUCGUAAUUAUACAUGGGUUGCACACAAUGCGUCUGGUUUUGACAAUUUCAUACUUUUGGAAUAUUUUGUUAGGAUGGGAAUACCACCAAAAAUCACAAUGCGCGGCUGUCGUCUGAUCUUCAUGUUUGACCGUACAUACAAGCAAAGGUUUUUAGAUUCAUACCUUUUCAUGCCAAUGCGUCUAUCCAAGACCCCUGAGGCAUUUCAGCUAGAUAAUAUUGAGAAGGGCUAUUUUCCACAUGUGUUCAAUCGUGCCGAAAACGACUGCUACAUAGGCCCAUACCCCGAAAAACAUUUUUACGGGUAUGAGACGAUGUCAGACAAAGAGAGAUCAGACUUUGAUGCAUGGUACUGUACAGUCUCAGGCAAAGUCUUUGAUUUUAAAAAAGAACUGGCAAAGUAUGGUAAAAAUGACGUUGUGCUGUUGAGAAAGGCAUGCAUAAAGUACCGUCACGAGUUCAUUUUGUGUACAGAUCUCGACCCGUUUACUUUUACAACACUUGCCGGUUGCUGCAUGGGUGUGUACAAGUCCAAAUUUCUGCCAAAAGAUACAUUGGCACUGACUCGUAAUGACGGCUACACAAAUCAAAACAAAACAUAUUCAAAUGCCUCAAUUGAAUGGCUAGAAUAUGUUGCAAAAUCGCGGUCCAUAGAAAUUCAACAUGCGCUAAAUGGCGGCGAGGUGUCAUUUGGUAAAUAUCAUGUCGAUGGUUUUUAUGACGACGGACGUGUGAAAAAAGCAUUUGAUUUUUUAGGCUGUUUUUAUCAUGGAUGCGAACGUUGUUAUAAUCCAUACGAUAUAAACCCGUUAUCAAAAUUGUCUUAUGGGGUUCUCAGAAGACAGGUUAAUGACAGGUGUGAAAUUUUGCAGCGGAUGUAUGGCUUACAGGUAGAGUUCAUGUGGGAGUGUGAUUGGAAAGCGGCUAAAAAUUCAGAUGUCGGUGUGAUGGAUUUCAUGUCCACAUACAAACGCCCUGAAAGAUUAAAACCGCGUGAUGCAUUAUUCGGAGGUAGGGUAAACGCAUUUAAGCUGUACCACAAAACAUCGGACGAUGAAAAGGUGUUUUACAGAGACAUCACCUCUCUUUACCCUUUUGUACAAAGUACAAAAAGCUAUCCGGUAGGGCAUCCAAAAAUAAUUUUCAAAGAUUUUGAAAAUCUUGAAAAUUAUUUUGGAUUCAUCAAAGCAGAGGUCAUACCGCCCCGUGGUUUAUUUCACCCUGUCUUGCCCUAUAGAACAGGGGGUAGGCUGAUGUUUCCACUCUGCAGAUCAUGUGCUGAAGAACAAAAUCAGGACACCCCCUGCCAGCAUGCUGAUAAGGAAAGGGCCCUGACAGGAUGUUGGGUCAGCAUAGAGUUGUCAAAAGCUGUGGAGCGAGGCUAUGUUGUCUCUGAGGUGUAUGAAGUUUGGCAUUUUUCUCAACGCUCUGAUACACUAUUUAGUGAUUAUGUUAAAACUUUUUUACAGUUUAAACAGGAGAGUUCCGGAUUUCCAGAGGAUGUAGUGACUGAUGAGGAGAAAGAGUCUUAUGUCAAAGAUUACUUUGAAAAAGAGGGGGUUAAACUCAAUAUCGAUAAUAUAACAUUUAAUGCCGCACGACGUUCCAUAAAUAAGCAAAUUCUUAAUUCACUUUGGGGACGCUUCAGCU
This is a messenger RNA of Danio rerio (zebrafish), 5359 nucleotides long. The record is from RefSeq and is a predicted model, not a curated record. NCBI's taxonomy places the organism in Eukaryota, Metazoa, Chordata, Actinopteri, Cypriniformes, Danionidae.